AUGGCACACACGGUGCGCAAUGGCCCCAUCCUGCCUGUGUCCGUAUGGACUGGGUCAGAAGUCACAGCCGCGACGACACAACAACACCAGGCACAUGUCGUCACCCCGGGGACUGGGUCAGAAGUCACAGCCGCGACGACACAACAACACCAGGCACAUGUCGUCACCCCGGACACGAAACCUUUCGAGUGCCCAGCGUCUGGCUGUAGCGCCCGCUUCACUCGUUUCGACUCUGCCAAGCGUCACAUCUGCACGUCGCACAAAGGUGCUGACGUUGCUGACCUUCUGCAAACGUUCAAGAAUAACAGCAACGAGGUUGCCAUUGUGUACCCAUGCCCCGAGAACACAUGUACACAGACCUUCAGCAGCAGACAGGCGCUCUCCAGGCACCAACUACGCGACCACGGAAAACAGAAGGCGCGUGGUCAUUUUCAGUGCCGGAGCGGUUGCGCAGAUGCUGCGUUUUGUACCGCGAAGGAACUCAUGCAGCAUGUUAUUACGGAUCACGACGCCUCAUGUUGUGUCGUGCGUUACUACGCCUCGUGGAGCAGGUUCGAGUCGUGCAUCGCCGCGGCAGAGUGUGACGACUUUGCCCUCGUCGAUUACGUCAAGCGUGACCACACCUGCUGCUUCCCACCAAAAGCUGCCGCGUGGGGCCUCGAACAUGUACAGGUGGAAGAAGAAUUCGUCCGGACGUGCUCUCGGCAUGGCAAUGAGCGACCAUAUCAGGGCACAAUCCGCGCUCACCGUGCAAAGGCGCCAAAACCUGUUGGGUGUUGUCCAGCAAUGAUGUGGGGGCAGGUCUGCAAAGGCGGGCGAGUGCGGGUGGUGAUGUUCAACUACCACUCACAUUCGAAGGACCUGCGUCACCUACAGCUGCCAGGCGUGUUUCGUGCAGAAGUGGCACGUCUCCUUCGUGUCUCGGCGUCUUACACGGCCAUUUAUCAUCAGGUGAAGGCGACCUUUUCCUCGCAUCCACGUAUCAGCAUUUUCAAGCAAGCGCAUGUCUACAACGUUGCUCAGGAGUACGAGCCUGGGCGCUUUGAUGCGGAUGACGCCGCUUCUGUGUGGUACGCUGCACAAAUCUACAACAAGGAGGCUGGCGAGCACACCCCGGUCAUCACAGCCUUGAAGCUUCAAGGUCAGGAGGCGUUUGAGUUUGGCGGGCCCGAACAGCGCGCCUCAGGCGAUUUCCCGCAAGAGUCACUAUUCAUCCUUGUGCAGACUGAGUGGCAGCGACGCGUGCUCAAGGAGUGUGGGCAUCGUGGCAUUUUUCUUGACUCAACACAUGGCACAAACAUGUACGACCACCCGUUGAUUAGCGUGGUGGUCGAAAGCGUCUAUGGAUGGGGAAUACCUGUGGCGCACGCCAUUGUGAGUCACGAGACGAUCGGCGUCGUCGCACACUUUCUACGGAAAGCGGUUGCAGACCACGGUAUCACUCCAUCGGCCGUGAUCACGGAUAAGACGUUUGCCGAAGGUCGCGCCGUGGAUGAGGCACUUCCCAACUCUCGCUGGCUUCUUUGCCAGUUUCACGUGAAGCAAGCUUGGAAAUCGGGGCGUGCUGACUACCUGCUGCGCCGCUUGCUCUCAUUCGCGGAGGAGCAAAGACAGAAGGUUCUACACGCUCAAGUCAAUGGAGUGGUUACGAAGGCACAACGCUGCGCGUCAUCGGCACUCAGCAUCGCUAAGCAAGCGGGUCCAAGUGUUGAUCGCACCAGUGACUUGUCGUUCACAGUGUCAUUCCCUGACAAGGACCCAAAGGCUGUCACCAUGAGAGCUGCGUUUACGUGCGAGUUCUGCUCCCGCGCUGACUGCAUCCACGUCUAUGAGUGCGUGUGUCCUGCGUACAAGGGCUCUCCCCCUGUAUGUAAGCACACGGCUGCGGUUUUCAUUCACACGACGGGCAGCACCGACCGAGCCACAUCAUUUCCCGUCGCUGCCCCAACGCCAGAACACAAACCAAGCCGGCACACAGGGCGAACCAAAGAUCGCGUGAAACAGCUCAUGCGCACCAUGUCGCGGCAGCUGGACGAAAUCACAGAAUACCCCUCGGGGAUUGUCGUUGACCUUGAGGACAUUUGCACUCUCAUCGACCGCCUCACGGACAGGAUCUCCAUCAUUGCCGACGGGCAGAAGCGAUGUCGACAAGCGGGCAUCAAGCAGGAACACCCCCGAAAAAGAGUGAAGACACUGGCCCCGUCGAGACUGCGGCUGUUCCCUGUGCGCGGCCGUAGGGGAGGCAAGAAGGCGGCAAGCACUCGGGAGGGCGCUAGGAAACCGCUGUUUCAUGAUGCGUGGCAACCGAAGUCGGACUCAAAUGACGCGGAGCCCGCAGGUGCGCCACUCGCUGUCUCCCUUCUGCAGUCACUGAUGGCACCCACGAGCAGCAAGCCCUCAAAACAUCAAGCAGAUGAGCAGGAACCAGAGAACAAACAACAACAACAACAGGUGCCUCAACAACAACAACAAGAGGUGCCUCAACAACAACAACAAGAGGUGCCUCAACAACAACAACAAGAGGCGCCUCAACAACAACAACAACAACAGCAACAACAACAACAACAACAACAACAACAACAACAACAACAACAACAACAACAACAACAACAACAACAACAACAACAACAGCAGCAGCAGCAGCAGCAGCAGCAGGUGCCACAACAACAACAACAACAACAACAACAACAACAACAACAACAACAACAACAACAACAACAACAACAACAACAACAACAACAACAACAACAACAACAACAACAACAACCACAGGUGCCUCAACAACAACAACAACAACAACAACAACAACAACAACAACAACAACAACAACAACAACAACAACAACAACAACAACAACAACAACCACAGGUGCCUCAACAACAACAACAACAACAACAACAACAACAACAACAACAACAACAACAGCAGCAGCAGCAGCAGCAGCAGCAAGCCCAAGAGGAAUGUCAAUAUCAGGCACCAAACCCGCGCAACCGCGAGAAGAUGGUGGGUGGCCGAAGCUCGGUUGCCUCUGUCGACAUGACUCCGACCAAACCACGACCUGGCGAUCUGCCCAGUCCUUUCAGCCAAGCAAGCUGA
Molecule: messenger RNA, 3096 nt
Organism: Salpingoeca rosetta
Lineage: Eukaryota; Choanoflagellata; Craspedida; Salpingoecidae
Exons: 13
Coding region: 1-3096 (1031 amino acids)
Biological process (GO): establishment of mitotic sister chromatid cohesion; regulation of gene expression; replication-born double-strand break repair via sister chromatid exchange
Cellular component (GO): Scc2-Scc4 cohesin loading complex
Molecular function (GO): chromatin binding; zinc ion binding
Source: RefSeq, a predicted model, not a curated record